Messenger RNA from Oldenlandia corymbosa var. corymbosa, 5112 nucleotides. NCBI's taxonomy places the organism in Eukaryota, Viridiplantae, Streptophyta, Magnoliopsida, Gentianales, Rubiaceae. The record is from the annotation of a GenBank genome assembly.
CUGCCAUUUCUUGGGCUUUAGCCUCAGAAACCUCAUAUGGGCGAAGAAUAAAUUUGGGCCUUCUCAUUAUAUAGUAUAGUAGGGAAUAAAAAGUCACAAUUUCACUAAAAAUCCAGAAAAUAGUCAACGGUUUUGACAGAUGGGAAAACGCAAAUCGCCACCGUCUCUAUUGAUUGGCCAGUUGUUUCAACAAAAAUGUUUGUAAUUCGCAUCUUUCCUCAAAAAAUUCCCUCCUCCUUCCUCCACCGCCUUCCACCUUCUUCUUCCUUCCAAUUCCCUUCUUUAAUCAGCUUUUCCGGCAACCUCCUUCUCCUUCUUUGGCAUUUUCCCUUGUUCAAUUUCCCUAACCCAAAAAGACAACAAAGAAUUUGACGGAUAAUCCGUUUUCUAUUUUUCUCAUUUACGGUUGCCUUUUAACAUACUAUGCUUCGGCUUUGUUGCCGAAGGGCCCGGCGGUCCGUCCGCCUGCCCUACCGGCGGACCUUCAACACUUCAACCGGCAACCGCAAGAACAAUAAUCAAGAUAUUCCUAAAACUGCGUUGAAUUCCUCUAACAAUAUUCAACCGUCGGCUUCGGAACCGCCACCGCCGGCUCUCAUCCCGAUUCCUCAAUCUCCGAACCCUAAUAGGACCUUUUUCCUUGUUCUUUCCACCACCGUAGUCUCCGGAAUGUUAGGCUCGUAUGUCUUGACUCACAGCGACGACGUAUCGAGUGCGGCACAAAGUGCCAAGAGGGAAUUCGAAAUCGCCGUGGAGAAAUCGAAUGCGUCGUUGAAUAAAAUCGUUCACCGGAUGAGGCAGACCGGAACGGCGGCUUCGGUGUUGUGGCAAUCGCUGAGGUCUCUUAUGUCGUCCGCGAAUCAUGAGGUGAGGGUGGGAUUUGAGCUGAGGGUGGCUGCUUUGCUGGCUGACAUUGCUGCGGCGAGUGAGAGUCGGAGAGCGGCGAUUGUGGCCGCGGGUGGCGGUGCGGUAAUUGAUUGGUUAUUGGAUACUGUGGCGGUAGCUUCCGCGGAUAAUUUGGGGACUCAGGCUGAGUCUGCUAGGGCUUUGGCCUACUUGAUUGCCGACCCUAACGUCUGUGAAGCUGUUUUGGCGAGGCCUCAUGCAGUUCCAAAUUUACUGAGGUUCAUUUUCUCUGCUCACCCUCGAAAAAACCAAAAGAGACGUAGUUCAUUCGAUCUUUCUGAUGCCUUGAAAGGUAGGAGCAUGCUUGUUGCGGCAAUUAUGGAUGUUGUUACCUCUAAUUGUGAAAGUGCUGACAAUUUGUUGUUUAAGCCAUUGCUGCCAAAAGAUGCUGAAGUAAGAGAUAUUUCAGCAGCUAUUGAAGUGAUUGAGGGUGGCAUCCAUUGGGAUGAAUCACCUGAGGAUGAGGGUGAUGAUAAUGGUGGAAAUGGUGUGAAAGGCAUUGGAAUCAAAAUUCUUGAAGGUACUACCGUUUUAGGCCUCUCCAGGAUUAAUAGACUCGUCGAGAACGAGAAUUCUGAUGUGAAUGAUGCAGUCACUGUUCAAAGUAUGCCGCAAAGCCAUCUAUUUAACAAUACAUAUGACCAUCCUCCUGCACACGCAAAGCUGUCAUCUGUUGUUGUCCCCGGGCUUUGGGAUGAUUUGCAUUCUGAACAUGUUGCUGUCCCCUUUGCUGCUUGGGCAUUAGCAAACUGGGCUAUGGCAUCUCAAGAUAAUAGAUCACAUAUUCAUGAAUUAGAUCAAGAUGGUCAUGCAAUCAUGACUGCUUUGGUGGCACCCGAAAGAUCUGUUAAAUGGCAUGGUAGUUUGGUUGCUCGAUUGCUUUUAGAGGACCAGAAUCUGUCUCUCAAUGAAUCUGUAUCUGAUUGGGCUUCCAGUUUACUUUCUACUGCUUUCCAAGCUAGUAAAGUUCAGGAUGCCCCUUUAGCACGAGUUGCUUUGUCUGCAUUUUUGGUUGCUAUUGAGAAAAGCCCUGACGCCAGGGAAGUUGUUCUGGAUAAGGGUCUUCAUUUGAUCAGAGAAAGUGUCAAACAAUCACAGAAGCAUAAAUCUGUGCAAGAGUUAUUGGCGAAGGCCUUGGAACUAAUUUGCAGUGAUGAGCUGCAUAUUUCUCUAGAAGAAAGUCAAAAGUGGUCUGGCAUUCUGCUUCCUUGGAUUUUCGGCCAGCAUUCUUCUGAUACAAUCAGGAACUCCGCUAUAAAUAUCCUUGCACAUAUCCUUGAAGAUUAUGGCCCGUCUUCUAUACCGAUCUCUCAAGGAUGGUUAACAAUCAUGCUGACAGAUAUCCUGAGCUUGAAGAAGACAGCUUUAACGACUGGAAAUACGCAGCCUGAAAGUGACAAAGUCAAGACCCAAAUUGAUCAGGCAAACAUAGUUUCUGGUACCCAAAUAGCUAGCCAGUUAUCCAGUGCUGUUGUUAAUCUAGCUGGGAAGCAAAUUGGAACUUCCGUUGAGAGUGAAGAUGCAUUUCCUUUGUUAGAUCUCCUCUCACUCGACCAAUUUUCUGUGGCAUUUAAGAACUUUAAGAAGGAUAAAAACCCUAAGAUUAAUGCUGCAGAUGCUGCAUUGGCUACCUUAAAAGGAUUAAAAGCAUUGACUGAAGUAUGUGUUGAAGAUUCUCUUUGCCAAAAUAAAAUUGUUGAUUUCGGGGGUUUGUGCUUGCUGAGGCGUCUUUUGCUUGAAGAUGAUUAUGAACAGCUAGCUGCCAUUGAAGCAUAUGAUGCUUCUCGAGCGCUGCAAGCACAAGAGAGGGGCUCACUAGCUCCAGGGGAAUCUUCAGCUUCCAAUAACAAUGAUUCUUCGAGUUUAAGAGUUCCACCUACAGCUCAUAUGCGAAGACAUGCAGCUAGAUUACUAACUGUUCUUUCAACACUUCCAAAGGUACAGAAAGCUAUUUUUACUGAUGAUGUGUGGCGGAAAUGGCUUGAGGAUUGUUCGAAAGGGAUAGUUCCUGGCUCUAGUGACCUUAAAAUUCAGAGCUAUGCCAGGGCUACAUUGUUGAAUGUUCUUUGUAACUACCGUCCUUCUGAGAAUUCUGUAAAUAAUGAAACGGUUGAUAAAAAAAACAGUCACUGUGUUCAUUAUGCUGACAGGAUUUAUUUGAUAAAUCCUGAACGACCACAUUGGAAGUGUCUUGACACUACAAUGCCCUACUUGAGUAGUACAUCACCAUCUGGUAAUGGUGAUACUGUGCCGAAUGCUGUUGAAAACUUAAGUGAAGAUGUCAAUGAAGAUAAUUCUUCUACUCCAACAUCUACAUCUGAUACCUGCCAAGGAUCAGAUGUACCCCCACUUGACAUUGUCUUUGUCCACGGCUUACGGGGGGGAGCCUUUAAAAGUUGGCGAUUAUCAGAGGACAAGUCAUCAACCAAGUCUGGCCUUGUGGAGAAGAUUGAUGAAGAGGCUGGGAAAAAGGGUACAUUUUGGCCUGGGGAAUGGCUUCCUGUUGAUUUUCCUGAUGCACGUGUUUUCAGUCUCAAAUACAAGACAAAUCUUACACAGUGGUCAGGGGCUAGCUUACCUCUCCUGGAAGUCAGCUCAAUGCUGUUAGAGAAGCUAGUUGCGGCAGGAAUUGGAGAUCGACCAGUUGUCUUUGUGACUCACAGUAUGGGAGGCCUUGUUGUCAAGGAGAUGUUGUAUCAAGCAAAAGCUGAAAAUAAGGACAACUUUGUGAAGAACACCAUUGGAAUUGUGUUCUAUAGUUGCCCGCAUUUUGGCAGCAAACUAGCAGACAUGCCUUGGCGUAUGGGUCUUGUGCUUCGUCCAGCUCCAACGAUUGGAGAGUUAAGAAGUGGAUCGCCAAGAUUGCUUGAACUAAACAAUUUUAUUGGUGAGCUUCAUGAGAAAGGCAUGCUUGAUGUCCUCAGUUUUGGCGAGACCAAAUUAACCCCAAUUGUUGAGGGAUAUGGAGGUUAUGCAUACCGAAGGGAAAUUGUACCUAUUGCUUCAGCUUUUCCUGGAUAUGGCCAGCUCGUUGUGAGUUACCAUUUGUAUUUUGAGCAUGCUUUUACAUUUUCUUUAGUAUGCUUUUAUGGAGGGAAUAAGCUCUGAUGCAUCUGACACCAUGCAAGUGUUACAUUGUAUGAGUUUCUAUUAUUAAAUGUUGAUAUUUUGUUUCUGAAUGGGAACUUUAUUGUCAAUAUACUUCACAAAAGUAUGGUAGCAUGUGGUUUAGCACAUUGGUUUCAGACAGAAGUUGAAACUUAUGACGAGAUUUCCUCAUUAACUGGAUGGAAGUAAAAGAAAACUGUAACCUGCUUGACUUGUGUAAAGUAACAUUUUUCUGAUGAUGCAUAGUGCCUACCAGUUUUAUUGAAUUUCCAAUAACAGCUUCUACAUUUUAUUUGUGUUUGUUCAAUUAUUGAUGAAUUGAUGUACGAACAUGUGUCGCUUUCGACUAGAGAACAUGAUGGUUACCUAAUUUGUGCCAUUCAGAGUAUGAAAAGAAUGAUUAAUUCAGUGUGUUUGAUAUUUUUAUCCAACCUUACUCUUUGUUUCUCCUAAACUUCAAAUGCAGGUUUUAGAUUCCACAGACCAUGUCAAUUCUUGCAAGCCCCUCUCGCGGGAUGACCCUUCCUACAAAGAGACAUUAGAUUUCUUGCAGAAGCUGAAGGCACAAAAACUACAGUGUAAAUAGACAAAGCUACGACAUAUUUUUGCAGUCAUGAUGUUGUAGCUUGAACGUCAGAAGCUUCUGGAAGCUUGACACUCCGGACAAAUAACUACAUGAGCGACAUGCGUUGUUGAGAUGAAGACUAUACAUGUACAGAAUUCAUGGAUUUUAAGUACCAGAAAUCUCAUUUUCCUGAGUUGAAGCAAGUUUGAAAGCUACAAAUGCUUCCUGAGAUCCUAGAUAGAAUUAGAGUUGGAUGUAGGUGAGAAACCUAGUUGUAUAGCCAUGUUUCUCAUUGUUGUUCCUCCAUAAUCCCUGUACAGUCCAUGUUCUGUAUAUUGCUUAUUGAUUAGAAAAUACCUCACUGGUUAGAGGGGAGGCCUUCCCUUUAUAGGUAGUUUAGCUGCUCCCCUGUUUUAGGCAUGGAGGAUGGUCCUUGCAGGUGCAGGAUGAUAAAGAUGACUAAUUCUGUACAUUAUGCCAUUGUUUCAUUUUGUGAAUGGAAAAAAGAGUAGUAAUUUCAGUAAAAAGUAUCC